AUGGCAACCUCCGGAGAAGGCGGAAACCCCAGUGGCAGAGCGCCCCCUUGGCCCCUGGCACAGCUACAGGAGCUCGAGCCACGGGUGGCCCGCCGACGCCUGUCCCAGGCCCGCCACCGAGCCACGCUGGCCAGGCUGUUCAGCAGCCUCAGGAAAACAGUUUACUCCCAUUCCGAUCUCACAGCCUCGAAGUGGCAGGUUUUGAAUAAGGCGAAGAACCACAUCCAGGAGCUGGAACAAACCUUGGAUAAUCUGCUGAAGCUGAAAGAGUCCUUCAACCUGGAGGAUGGGAAUGCAAAUAGCUUAGAGGAGGUCAAGGCAGAAUACGCCAGUGUGUACUCUGGCAAUCCCAGCCUGGUCUCAAAUAAGGUUCUGCAGAAAGGUUCUGUCACCUGGUGCCCAAUCCAGGCAGUCGGGAAGGAUGCUGAAGUGGAGGAAGAGGAAGAAGAGGAGGAGGAAGACCAAGAAGAGGAGGAAGAGGAAGAAGAGGAGGAGGAAGAAGAGAAGAAAGUGGAGCUCUUACACUCCCCAGUCACCUUGCUGCCGGACCUCAUGGAAUUUGAACGGUAUCUCAACUUUUACAAGCAGACAAUGGACCUUCUGAUCGAGAGCGGGAUUGUCUCCUUACACGAGGUGACACUCCCCAUUGUCUCUGCUGCCAUCUCCCACCUGUGGCAGAACCUCUCUGAGGAGAGGAAGGCCAGUCUCCUGCAGGCCUGGGCACAGAGGCACAGCGACCUCCAGGGCCUUGGCGGGGCCUGUCAGGAGCCGGCCUGUGCCGACGGCAGCAUGAAGGACAGUGGGUUUGACAGCCAAGGAGCCAGCUGCUCGCUCGUCUCCACCCCGGAGGAGAUACUCUUUGAAGACGCCUUCGAUGUGGCCAGUUUCCUGGACAAAAAUGAGGCUCCCAGUACAUCCAGCUCUAGUUCGGUGUUUGCCGGCUGCAACCCAGAAUAUCCGGAGGAGAAGUUUCAGCUCUACAUGCAGAUCAUCGAUUUUUUUAAGGGCCUUUGCUGUAUUAACCCUCAGUUAAAACAGGAACCAGACCAGUCCAUUGACGAUGAGCUGGUAAUGCUGAGGUGCCUGGAGACCUUUGACGAUGAAGAUCUGUGA
Enhydra lutris kenyoni (northern sea otter) is the source of this 1113-nucleotide messenger RNA. RefSeq names its product stimulated by retinoic acid 8. The record is from RefSeq and is a predicted model, not a curated record. The coding region runs from base 1 to 1113 and encodes 370 amino acids. The transcript is spliced from 8 exons. Gene Ontology annotation, biological process: cellular response to retinoic acid; meiotic cell cycle. Gene Ontology annotation, molecular function: protein dimerization activity. NCBI's taxonomy places the organism in Eukaryota, Metazoa, Chordata, Mammalia, Carnivora, Mustelidae.